GCCAAUUGCGCUUCAUCUAUUUACUCUGACUCACUGUCACUUUUGCUUUCACAUAUCUCUCUGAUCCUUUCUCUUCCUCUUUGAAGCUCAGUUCCUUUCUCUUAUCCCACCACUCUGCCUCGAGCUCAUACCCCGCCUUCACAAUGUCCGCAACCAACGGCCACGCCAAUGGCGUGAAUGGUGUCAACGGGACAGGUCUCCCCAAUCACCCAGGUUACACAGCCAUUCCUGCCCGAGAGAACCCACACCCACACACUGCCAGAAAUCCAUACGGCCACAAUGCCGGAGUCACAGACUUCCUCAGCAACGUCUCGAGGUUUAAGAUCAUCGAGAGUACUCUACGAGAGGGCGAACAGUUCGCCAAUGCGUUCUUUGAUACCCAGAAGAAGAUUGAGAUCGCCAAGGCACUGGACGACUUUGGCGUUGACUAUAUUGAACUCACGAGUCCGUGCGCUUCGGAACAAUCGAGGAAGGAUUGUGAAGCUAUCUGCAAGCUUGGAUUGAAGGCUAAGAUUCUCACACAUAUCAGAUGUCACAUGGACGAUGCCCGAGUCGCGGUGGAAACCGGUGUCGAUGGAGUUGAUGUCGUUAUCGGCACGUCGUCCUACCUCCGCGAGCAUUCCCACGGAAAGGAUAUGACAUACAUCAAGAACACUGCGAUUGAGGUCAUCGAAUUCGUCAAGUCCAAGGGCAUUGAGGUCAGAUUCUCCAGCGAAGACUCUUUCAGAUCUGAUUUGGUAGAGCUUCUCUCUCUGUACUCAGCCGUGGACCAAGUCGGUGUCAAUCGAGUUGGUAUUGCAGAUACCGUUGGCUGCGCCUCCCCUCGCCAAGUCUACGAGCUCGUCCGUGUCCUGCGUGGCGUCGUCAAGUGCGACAUCGAAAUCCACCUGCACAAUGACACCGGAUGUGCGAUUGCCAACGCCUACUGUGCCUUGGAAGGUGGUGCCACCCACGUUGACACCUCUGUUCUCGGCAUCGGUGAACGCAAUGGUAUCACCCCUCUCGGAGGUCUCAUGGCCCGCAUGAUCGCCGUUGAUCGCGACUACGUGAUGAGCAAGUACAAGCUCCACAAGCUCAAGGACAUCGAGGACCUCGUCGCCGAAGCUGUCGAGAUCAACAUUCCUUUCAACAACUACAUCACCGGCUUCUGCGCCUUCACCCACAAGGCCGGUAUCCAUGCCAAGGCCAUCCUGAACAACCCUAGCACAUAUGAGAUCAUCAACCCGGCCGACUUCGGCAUGACGAGAUACGUGCAUUUCGCCUCCCGGCUCACCGGCUGGAAUGCCAUCAAGUCACGUGCUCAACAACUCAACCUCGAGAUGACCGACGCACAGUACAAGGAGUGCACGGCCAAGAUCAAGGCGCUCGCCGACAUCAGGCCUAUCGCCAUCGACGAUGCGGACAGCAUUAUUCGUGCAUACCACAGAAACCUCAAGUCCGGCGAGGACCACCCCCUCCUGGACCUCACUGCCGACGAGAAGGCGCAGUUCGCAGCCAAGGAGAAGGAGUACACAGAGGCAUAGAGUAGGGCGUUCUGCUUUUGGUUUUAAAAAUUUUACUUACUCUUCUCCUUCGUGUUUACCCCCGGUCGCCCCGCCACUCUUAUACCAUCAACCCCCUUUUCUUCCUUUCGGCCACUUUUGUUUCCCCUUUGCUCUCUCGUACACUCUCUUUCGGUCGGCCCCCGAUAUUAAUUUCUUUUUGUUGUUAUAAUUUUAAAGUACUUUGGAUGAUGAUACGAGGAACGGUUACGAAACAGCCCUGGUGAGGCGACGGCCUUCCGAAGAGUGCGAAUUUAGAGAGACAUUUUCU
This is a messenger RNA of Coccidioides posadasii C735 delta SOWgp, 1812 nucleotides long. Its product is annotated as Saccharopine dehydrogenase. Gene Ontology annotation, molecular function: homocitrate synthase activity. The record is from RefSeq and is a predicted model, not a curated record. Gene Ontology annotation, cellular component: mitochondrion. NCBI's taxonomy places the organism in Eukaryota, Fungi, Ascomycota, Eurotiomycetes, Onygenales, Onygenaceae.